This is a messenger RNA of Cydia amplana, 2016 nucleotides long. RefSeq names its product G-protein coupled receptor Mth2-like. The record is from RefSeq and is a predicted model, not a curated record. The transcript has 10 exons. Gene Ontology annotation, biological process: G protein-coupled receptor signaling pathway; cell surface receptor signaling pathway. Gene Ontology annotation, molecular function: G protein-coupled receptor activity. Bases 340 to 1935 code for a protein of 531 amino acids. NCBI's taxonomy places the organism in Eukaryota, Metazoa, Arthropoda, Insecta, Lepidoptera, Tortricidae. Gene Ontology annotation, cellular component: membrane.
CCUCUUCAGUCGGGGACCAACCGGCGCGCCAUACACACGCCUCACGCCCUCUCGCGGACUAUCCGAAGAACGCGAUACUUAUCUCUUAUCAUCAUAACGCACUUAUAAAAAAUGAUACAUCGAAUUACCUCACGAGUGCCCUGAUAACACGGUACUGUGAUAAGGCGUAAACGAUUUGAUUUAGUUGCAAUUUUGUUAGUCAUUUAAAAUACUAAGAAAAUUCGUGUUGUUUAUUAUUGCAAAACUUAAGUUAUCAGUUAGUGCAGUCAAAUGUUUUUGUGAGAUAUGUUAUUAAGACUGUAAACAAGCCGUUUCUUUGUCUUUAGUUAGUUAUUAACAAUGUUCAAGAUAUUGAUAGUUUUUCCGCUAAUUUUACUGUGCAGUGUGAACUGUGAACCGUGUAGGAGAGUUGAGAGUGUGAACAUUACAUAUGGUGAACAGUUUGAAAACAAUUCAAUAUUCUACGAUGGGGUGGAGUAUGCCGAAGGCUCGUGGUACGAAGUUGAAGAAAACAACGCGACUGUUAGGCUCGGGUGUCCAUGUAUUGGACGCACUUGCCUAUGGAAGUGUUGUCCUAGCGGUCAACUCUUCAUCAAUGGACAAUGCACGGACUAUGACUUAAAGGAACUCAACCCCUUCAGUCCGCAGAUAUUCAAAGAUAUGGAAAACCUGGAUAUAAGAGCACAUGAGCAUUUCUUUUAUAUGUACAACAAUAAGCUGUGUGAUUCUCGGUAUUUGGUGGACUCGAUGUGGGGCGAAGGAAUUUACAUUCAACAGAACGGCAGUAUGAUGGAGGACGUCGAAGGCCGCGUGCAGUGGCACAAGCCAGGCUACUUCUGCGUGGACAUCAUGGUCACGGAUAACAAUAGUCGCCUAAUCGCUGGUCCAUGCCACCCUUCUGAAGUCCCUAUCGACGACGACAGCAAAACGUUGUACGUCAUGUAUGCUUCAGGUCUCCUAUUAUCGGCUCCAUUCCUUCUGGUCACGUUUUUGGUGUACGCGUUCAUCCCGGAGCUGCGGAACCUUCACGGGAUGUGCCUCAUGGCGUACUGCGCGGGACUUAUCGUGGCGUACCCCUUCUUGGCGUACCUUAAGAUGCACAGCGGGACUGUGGGCGUGGGCAAGACGGGCUGCGUUGUGAUAGCUUUCAUCGUGUACUACGCUUUUCAAUCCAGCUUUUUCUGGCUCAACGUGAUGUGUUUUGACAUUUGGCGGACAUUCAGAUCGGCCACUCCGAUUCCGUCCAGUACCGGAAACUCUCUGGGCUACCGAGGAGGCAGCAGUAAGAAGCAGCACGAGCAACGACGGUUCGCCAUGUAUGGACUGUACGCGUGGGGAGUGCCGUUGGUGCUCACCGCUCUUACCGCCUUCAUGCAGUUCGGGCAUCUGCCGAACUACAUCUUGAAGCCGGGACUGGGGGAUAUGAAGUGCUGGUUUGAAGAUUGGAAACGCGACCUCAUGUAUUUCUUCACACCAGUCCUGGUGUUGGUGCUGUGCAACACUGUUCUGUUCUCUGUGACUGCUCACCGCAUCCGCUCCAUCAAGCAGGAGACCGCCAUCUUGAAGAGCUCGGAGUCGGCCAGGAGCGACCGCCUUAAGAAGGAUAAACAAAGGUACGGGCUAUACCUGAAGCUGUUCAUGGUGAUGGGCGUGAACUGGUUGGUGGAGCUCAUCAGCUUCGCCGUGGGCGGAUCCAACUGGUACUGGGUCGUCGUGGACCUGUCCAACGUCAUGCUGGGCUUCUUCAUCUUCUUCAUCUUCGUGUGGAAGAAGAAGGUGCGCAACUUGGUCAGGAAAAGCUGGAACAACUUCUGCGGCACGAGGACAGUCGCAGACGGGCUUGGAAAAUGGGCAACCCGGACUAGUUCGGCACCCACUGAAGAAACCCGAGUAUCGACCGACGAGACCGCGAUGCGGAUGAAAGAGCUCCACUAACUAUGACAGAACCGGACGACAUGCCGUUAUCAAAGCCAAAGAAUUCUCAGAAUAAAUUCACGUCUGUAGUAAUAUAUAGUU